This is a messenger RNA of Dreissena polymorpha, 4014 nucleotides long. RefSeq lists its product as uncharacterized. Gene Ontology annotation, molecular function: ubiquitin-protein transferase activity; zinc ion binding. The record is from RefSeq and is a predicted model, not a curated record. The coding region runs from base 172 to 1941 and encodes 589 amino acids. Gene Ontology annotation, cellular component: nucleoplasm; chromatin. NCBI's taxonomy places the organism in Eukaryota, Metazoa, Mollusca, Bivalvia, Myida, Dreissenidae. Gene Ontology annotation, biological process: positive regulation of DNA-templated transcription. The transcript has 2 exons.
CGAAACUUCCUGUUUCGAUUUCCCAUAGGGUAACACGUAAAGUAAAAUUGGAAAAAAAUUGUGUCCGUGUCACAGUGCAUCUGUGUGUUAUAAUUUUUUUUUCAGGUUUGAACGUUAUUGACGUUCUUGAAUUAAUGUUUGAAUAAAGCCUUAUUUUCAAACGCGAUCACUAUGGCGACGGGCGAACAAGAUGAUGAUUUAGUUAAAUAUUCCAGUGAUACGGUAUCUGGUCGUGUUGCGGAAAAGAAGUGUGAUGUUUGUGUGAGGAACAUGCUUUCCAACAAGGCAAAAUUGUUUUGCAGUGCCUGCACUGAGUCGAUUUGUGAUGAUUGCAUCGUUAUUCACUUAAGGGACACUAGCAAGAAACACGUCAUCGUGGAUGUUCAAAGCGUGGAUGAAGAAAACUAUGGCGUGAAUAUGAAUGGGCUUGAUUUGUGUAAAGAGCACUUGAAGGUUUUAAAAUUUUACUGCGAGAACCAUAAACAGCUGUGUUGCAGUAAAUGUGUAAUGGUACACCGUAAAUGUGACGACUUUAUUGAAAUAACUAUUUGUUCGGAGGAAGAUAGAAAAAGACUUCAAGAUAUGAAAUCUGCCGUCUUGAAAGCUAACGAAGAUACGUUUUCUUUGUUACAGAAAGUGAAUCAAGCAAAACACAGUUAUGUAGAAGCUGUUGAAGGGAUUUCAAAAGAUGUAGAUAAAACGCGAGACGAUAUAUUAAAAGUAUUUGAAGAUGCAACACACAUGUUGAUGAAAGAGGUCGACAGCAUGAACGCAGAGAAAAUGAAGACGCUCGAUCUGAUGAAUAAGGCAUUGUCCAGUAUUCGCACGGACAUUGCUAAGGUCUUACCCGUAUGUUCUAAUGUAUUAGACAAAGGAACACCUCAACAGAUGUUUAUCUUCGUUCAUACAACUGCAAAUAUUCUUAAUGAAGCCGCACAACAAUUAGAGCUAGAGCGCAAUCUGCAUCCGUUGCCACCAAUGAAAGUACAGAUUGCUGAUGAUAUUGAUAACCUCAUUCAAAUGGGAAAUAAGUUAAUGAAACUUCAUAUCGGCGAGGAAAUACCAGACAAAGACAAAGGUCAACCGGAGAUCAUCAACUCAGUAAUGCAACAACGGCCCGUGACACUUCAGUUGCUUGAGUCUGCGGAUAUCGUAAAAUCUAAAGGCGAUAAAAACGACCCUUUCGUGACAGGACUUGAUUUUCUGCCGGACGGGAGAUUAGUGGCGGUGGAUCAUUAUAAUAACAAAUGCUUCUUAAUGAAUAGCAUGUUGCAAAGAAAGGGACAACCAUAUACUUUCAAGACUACUGUGUUCGAUGUUAGAUGCGUCUUUCAUUUUCUUAUUGCCGUUUCAACCGUGAAGCAAAUUUGCAUUUUGGCCAUCAAUGCUGAUUCAUGUACAAUUAUCCAUAUAAAACGAAUAGACACUACUUCGCGGAUAUUUUCGAUAUCCAAUUUGACCCCAUCAAACAUGGUAGUAAGUACGUACGCUGAUUACCGUUCAGCGCGAAUGAUAUCAUUUGACGGCAUUGAGAAAGACUUCGAUAACUUGGAAUUUCCGAAGAAGACGUACAAUUUUGACGAAAGCAAGUGCCUCUAUGCCCAAUCAAAUAACACAUUGGUACUGACUGACACGCUUGCUAAUACGGUGUACAUGUACGACACCCUGAAGGGAACAUCUAGGGCAGUCACUGAUGACAACAUACAACAACCAACGGGUGCCUGUGUCGGGCCUGAUGACACAGUGUUGGUGUGCAGUAUGAGGAAGAACUCCAUCGUUCACCUGACUGUCGAAGGUGACAUUCUCGGCAUCUACCCAGUUGACAUGGCGUUCCCUUACGCCGUGUGUACAAAUACAGAUCGUAGCACGCUGGUUGUGUCAAACUGUAUUAACGGAAUUAGGAAACUGCAGUUGUACAAAAUAUCUCCCGCGUGCUUUUGAUUAUGAUAUAUAAUUUGUACAUAAGGGAAUUAAUUGCAUUACGUACUCACGGUUUGUACCCGUUUAAUUAAAGCCGAGUGCCACACAACUGGCAUUAAUUUAUAUUUAAAAUACUUGAUUAUUACUAAAACCGUAAAAUUUCCUCAACAAUGCAUUAAGUGUCUGUGCAAGUCAAAAUAAAUGAUGUAACGUACCAGGAAAAGACAAUUUUUCAUUGAAUGCAACCCUCAAGCAUUUAUGAAAAAGUAACGUUUUUCAAUACAAAUGUUUUGGGCGCGGCCAUAUAUUGAUUUUAUCCGCUGUUACUUAAUACACAGUUCCUAACACCAUGUGUUACGGUUAACUGUGAAGGUCAUCCUAGCUCGACGAAUUGAAGUAGAAUGUGCAAGAAUUAUAAGAUGAUUUACACGAUGUCUACUGAAUAAAAAAACAAGAGUAAACCAACUAAACCGUAAUCAUAAACUUGCUGGUAGCAUCAGGGAAAUUGAAAUGUCAUAAUAACCGUCGCAAAACCAACACACAUUCAGACACUCAUAACGAGGAAAACAAAGUUUGAGGGACAGAUUGGAAACCAGAAUGUUACGUUGCAAAUGUCGAAUAACCGUUGAUAUGUUCGUUGAACGAAUAAAUACGAGAAAUAAACAACUUACAGAACAAGAAGACACACAUAUGCUAGAUAAAAUGAAAUAAUUAUUAUCCAGUAUCAACAAUGAACUUGUAGAGACUCAUUCAACGCAAAUCGAGUUGUUGAAUCAAGAAUCUCUAAACGCAAAGUUGAGAAGGAUGGACUGAAACAUAAAAUUAAGGCCUUAACAGGUAACGUUAGGAUCAAGAAGUUAAUUCCAGCCUAGAAGAUGAAAAUAAGGCUAACCAAAAAACAAAAGUAACACUAUCAUUAUCAGUAAAAUAUCGCAUAUAAAAAUAUUUUAGAAGGCUGAAAACAAUUCAAGCGAUUUGAAACAGCCUAAGAAACGAACGAAUAUAUGGAAUAAACAUUGAAAGAAACUCUAUGCUGUGAGAAUGCUUCAAGCGAAUUUAAUAUCGCCUAUAGGUAUAUUUACAUCUCUGAAUUUGGUCGUUGUAAGUGUUAAACGCAAAAUGGCUGAUUCAAUGGCAUAUUCAACGUAAGGAGUCGUCUUCUACUGAAUGCACAUGAACAAGUGACCCGUUCCAUGCGUGACAAACCUUGUAAAUUUGAUGAAGUUAAAACGGUUCGUAAAUAAUAUGAAUUUGGCCAUCAGAUGAACAAAAUUAUCGCUUGUCUUUUAAGAUAGGCAUGAAAUGUAAAAUAAGUUAAAUAAAUAUUGAUUUGAAAGUCAAAUACAAUAGUAACGAGUAAAGUAGUUCAAACAAUCAAAGUUUGUCUUUUAAAUUAAGGAUUUCAUGUAAAAAAUAUAUGUUGAAUACAUACUGGUUUGGUAGCAACACAGUUGAUAAUAAUACAAAUUGAUUAAUGCAUAUUAUAUUGUGUAAAUUAAUUAUAAAGAAAUUAUUUAGCGUAUUAAUAUGUCAUUUAGUGUUAAAUUAAAUAUAUUCAAUAUAUUGAUAGUUAUUUAUUUAUUUAUUAAUAUUAACAACAGUAAUAAUAUAGAUGACUAUUGAUACAUAAUGUUUUUACUAUUGUGUAUUAUGUAGUAUUAAUAAUUGUUAAUAUAUAUAUAUAUAUAAAUUAUCGCGCCAUGAGAAAACCAGCACAAAUGACAAAAUUUUCGAUUUUUACUUUUUUUAUAUUGCGGUAUCUACGUUCUUUUCCGGUUCCAUAUAUGUAUAAAAUGUCAUAUUUUUCCAACUAUAACCUAAACUAAUUUCGUUAACCCAUGUGAGGCUUAUUAAAGUGAGCGUCAUUACGUCGUUAUUUUGACGCCGCGCCAUAUUUCAUUGUAUUUUCGAACUCACUUCGUACAUAUUUGGAAAUGUCCGUUAUCAUUAUUUAAAAUUCAGUGAUGUUGUUGUUGAUACCGAUGACGUAAAUGUUUCACUGUUUGGUUAUGCCAUUUAAAGUCCCCGUUCGCGGAAUAGAUCGUUGUUUUGCAUAUAAGUUUUAUAGCGAGAAAUAAACUUUACAUAAAUUAA